Populus euphratica (Euphrates poplar) is the source of this 2504-nucleotide messenger RNA. Its product is annotated as putative phospholipid:diacylglycerol acyltransferase 2. Gene Ontology annotation, biological process: lipid metabolic process. The coding region runs from base 128 to 2170 and encodes 680 amino acids. The record is from RefSeq and is a predicted model, not a curated record. NCBI's taxonomy places the organism in Eukaryota, Viridiplantae, Streptophyta, Magnoliopsida, Malpighiales, Salicaceae. The transcript has 6 exons.
AAUCUGUCUUACAUUAUUGUACUACCAAUGACUAGAAAGCUGGCCCAGUCUUUCAUUUCUAAAAAUGGGUUGUUUUGGUUCUUUCUUUUGGUGGUGAAUAAUUAGUUUGAAGUGAUUUUAGUCUUCAAUGGCUUCAAUUCUUCGGUUCAGAAAGCUAUGUUAUGUAGAGCCUGUGAAAUUUCAGUCCUUUCAACCCCCAAAAAGUGACAAGAAAGAAGAAACUGUUGCCACCGAGGCCGAAACUGCCUUAGAAAAAAACGAGAAGAGGAAUAAAAGGCAGCCAAAGGAAUGGAGCUGUAUAAACUCUUGCUGUUGGCUAAUUGGGUACUUGUGCACUACUUGGUGGCUUCUUUUGGUCUUGUAUAACUGCUUGCCAGCUACAUUUCCAGGCUUUCAGGUCCUUGAAUCACCUGGAACAAGACUUAAACUUGAAGGCUUGACAGCUCUUCAUCCAGUUGUUUUGGUGCCUGGCAUUGUCACUGGAGGGCUAGAGCUGUGGGAGGGCAAGCCUUGUGCAGAAGGUCUUUUUCGAAAGCGACUUUGGGGUGGUAGCUUUGCUGAGGUUUUAAAACGGCCAUUGUGUUUGCUGGAGCAUCUGGCUUUGCACAAUGAGACUGGUCUCGACCCUCCAGGCAUUCGACUGCGAGCAGUGCCAGGGCUGGUUGCAGCUGACUAUUUUGCUCCAGGGUACUUUGUUUGGGCUGUACUUAUUGAGAAUUUAGCAAAAAUUGGUUACGAAGGGAAGAAUAUGCACAUGGCAGCGUACGACUGGAGACUUUCUUUUCAAAAUACAGAGAUUCGGGACCAUACACUAAGUAGAUUGAAGAGUCAAAUAGAGCUUAUGUAUGAAACAAAUGGCCAUAUGAAAGUGGUAGUGGUGCCCCAUUCCAUGGGGGUUAUCUAUUUUCUUCACUUCCUUAAGUGGGUUGAAACACCUCCUCCUAUGGGAGGCGGUGGCGGUCCAGGUUGGUGUGCAAAGCACAUAAAGGCAAUCAUGAAUAUUGGUCCAGUAUUCCUUGGUGUACCAAAGGCAGUCAGUAAUCUGUUCUCUGCCGAAGCCAAAGACGUCGCAUCUAUAAGAGCUAUGGAUCCUGGUGUUUUGGAUUCUGAGAUUCUUAGACUUCAAGCCUUGGAGCAUGUCAUGCGGGUGACUCGAACAUGGGAUUCAAUAGCAUCAUUGUUACCUAAAGGAGGAGAGACUAUCUGGGGUAAUUUGGAUUGGUCUCCUGAAGAGCGGCAUGCUUGUGAUUUAUCAAAGAAAAGAUACUCGCAAGCUUCUGCAGGUGACAAGGAUACAAAUGACAGUGAUGUGAAGAUGGAUUUUCACGUGAAAGAAUCAAAGUACGGAAGGAUAAUUUCUUUCGGGAAGGAAACAUUGCAGUUAUCAUCCUCGCAGCUUCCCUCUGUUGAUACAAAGGAAUUUUUGGGCACAAGAACCAACAAGAACACUAACUCAGCAUGUGGAGGAGAGGUUUGGACUGAAUAUGAUGAGAUGUGCAGGGAAACCAUCCGAAAAAUAGCAGAAAAUAAACCUUAUACAGCUAGAACUGUUCUUGAUUUACUCCGCUUUGUGGCUCCGAAAAUGAUGCAACGUGUGGAGAGUCAUUUAUCUUACGGGAUAGCCGACAAUCUUGAUGAUCCUAAAUAUACUCGUUACAAGUACUGGUCUAACCCACUAGAGACCAAGUUACCUGAUGCACCAGAUAUUGAGAUAUACUGCUCAUAUGGUGUUGGAAUCCCCACCGAAAGAUCAUAUAUCUACAAGCUAUCACCAAAUGAUAAGUGCAAGAGCAUUCCAUUCCGGAUUGAUAGCUCAGUUGAUGGAGAUGAAGACAGUUGCUUGAGAGGUGGAGUAUGCUUAACUGAUGGUGAUGAGACUGUGCCAGUAGUAAGUGCUGGUUUCAUGUGUGCGAAAGGGUGGAGAGGAGGAACCCGGUUCAAUCCAUCUGGCAUCGCCACACACAUUAGGGAAUAUCAGCACAAGCCACCAGCUAGCCUCCUGGAGGGAAGGGGUCUGGAGAGUGGAGCACAUGUGGACAUUUUGGGAAAUUUUGCUCUAAUUGAAGAUGUCCUUAGAGUUGCUGCUGGGGCCACUGGUGCCGAAAUUGGAGGUGAUCGAGUUUAUUCCGACAUCUUCAGGAUGUCUGACAGAAUAAAUCUUCAGCUAUGAUCAUGUUGCACGUAUUGACCCAAAUUCACCGUAACGCAGAGAGUUUGCCACAAGGCUUGGAGAGAGAACUAACCAGCAUGGAGUUGCAGCAUCAAACCUUGUCAUAAAAGUGAUUAGUAGUAUCAUAGAGUUAAAGGUUGUGGAGUUCUAGUGAUUCCUGAAUCAAGGAAAGCAGCUACUCUAGAGGCGAAGGAAAGGUACACAAGACAGCGGAGAAGCAUUAGCUUUAGCAGCCUGCAGGGGUUUCCAGCCGAGGUUUGGACAUACUAGGCUGUGCGAUCGUGUCCUUGUUUUCCUUCUAUCAUGUUAAUAAAUUAAUAAGAACGACAUGAAC